AUGAUAUACGACCUUCUAACGCCACUUACCGUACACGCAAUUCAAGCCCUCCAGAAGCAACGCACACCAUCGAAGCAGCCCCACGAAGCUCCGAGUAUUAUCUUCAACGAUUUCGAUCUUAUCGGCGUAACACUCCCCUAUAGUGAUCCAUUGGUCAUUGAGCUACACGUAAAUCGAUUCGUCGUUGAAUGCGUCUUCAUAGACCAAGGAAGCACUUUCGAGGUUAUGUAUUAUGAAACCUUCGUCAAACUUGGUUUCAAUCAAUCAGACCUAUCUCCGGCUCCUCAUCCAUUGUUUAGCUUCAACGCGAAUCCAGAGUAUCCGUUGGGAAAGAUCACACCACCCGUUCAAGCCAACUCCCGAACGAUGGAUGUAGUGUUCUUGGUCAUCAAGCUCCCAUUGCCGUAUAAUAUCAUCAUGGGGCGAACUUGGUUGCACGCUAUCCAAGCCGUGCCUAGCACCUACCAUCAGCUGCUGCGCUUUCCUACCCAACACGGUAUUGAGCGAAUCCGCGGUUCCCGGCACUUCGCACCAGUAUUCUGUCCCCAUCAUGAAAUACUGAAUUGA
Camellia sinensis is the source of this 567-nucleotide messenger RNA. NCBI's taxonomy places the organism in Eukaryota, Viridiplantae, Streptophyta, Magnoliopsida, Ericales, Theaceae. The record is from RefSeq and is a predicted model, not a curated record.